Messenger RNA from Paramuricea clavata, 1524 nucleotides. The record is from the annotation of a GenBank genome assembly. NCBI's taxonomy places the organism in Eukaryota, Metazoa, Cnidaria, Anthozoa, Malacalcyonacea, Plexauridae.
AUCGCACAACAAGUACACAAUCUUGCAUUGCAACGCUUGUUAUUAAACAUUUGUGCUCAAUUAAAGCAAAAACAUUCGAAAUGGACAAGUGUGGAAUAGGGACGUUGACCGGCACUGAGUGCGGUUCGAUUUCCUUAAAAGGCUCUGAAGUAAGCGAGUUUCAAUCGCUAAAUGCGUGCCAACGCGAUGUAACUGGCCAUUUAAAAAUGUUGAACCUCCGUGGAGAGGAAAUAUCUUCAGAGAAAGAGUUGAUAUUGCUGAGAGCAGGUGAGUUAGUAAAGUUUAUUUAAAUAUAACACUCUGAUUUCUUUUAUUAAAUCAUGUGCAAUUUAUUUAGGCAUAUUUGAGGGAUUCGCUGCCGCGAUGGUAUGUCCGAAACAUCGACAAUCCUUUGGUAUUGGAUGGGGAGGGCGGAAGAAGAAUUGUCAAGUUCCAUCGCCUGUUGCAUCCCACCUCUUUAAAAAGCAUACUGGUGACCGAUCAGUAAAUAAGGAAAUGUCGGAGAAAAUAUUCCACCUAACUGGAUUGGUAAUACCUGUCGGUUCAGGUAUACGUAUAUACCUUGCGUAUCCGGCCGUAGUUUUGGGUUGCAGAAUAAUACUUGGGUGUGUUGGAAGGGGACGGGAAACACAAGAGUCAUGCAUAUCAAUCAUCUUUGUUUUCUUUGACUUGGUGAAAACAUGUCAAUCAUAAACAUCGUAAACAUGUCAAUCAAGUCCAAAGAAUAGUAUUCGCUUCCACAAGACAUGUCGCGCCAUAACCCACAACAAUACUAGUUCAUGCAUAAUUAGCAAUUAUUGAGGUUAAGCAUGAUUUGAAGAAUUAUCAAGGACGAAAUUUGACUUACACUGUUAACCUUUAUAUCACCUACAAUGUUGUUUCCACUUUUAUAUAUAUUUACACGUUGCUCUUCUAGGAAUCUGUCGACAAUGCCGCGAAAAGUUGAGCACAAACGCCACAAUCCUGCAGGGUGAACAGCGAGAAGAGGUAAACACUACAUGCGUGUAGCCACAGGGUAAAUACAAGAAAGUAAACAAACAAGGGACAAACAGGCUUAUAAGCCAAACUAAACCAAGCGGCGUUUUUAGCAAGGCUUAACCCAGGGCUGAGAUACUGGCUAUAUGGCAGUUUUCCAUAUGGAGAUUAUAAAAUAAUAGAGUGGGUAUUGUGGCAAUAAUCGAGGAACAAUUCCUGAUGACAGCAAUCUACAGUUGUAUACGUCCGAAUAUGCAGACAUCGCUAAAGAUAUAUUUUUUAAAUUCAUUUUAGGCAUCAGAUGGAGAACCUCUAGGCAUAGAGUUCACUAACGAGGGCAAAAUAAACGAUGAGACUGUUGCAACGCUUGUUGAAGAUCUGGAGAAGCUAGCCAUUAACCCUGAAUGUUCACUAUACCAGCCUACCUCGUCCCAGGAAGAUACUUCAGAUGACACCAGCAGUCAGGCAACGUGUGGAAGUGGUUCUCAUCCACCAGAUAAACCAGCUGGUGACGGUAAAAAACAGCAUUGGAGCGAUUCAUGGAUCUGA